AUGAUCCCACGAGUAGCAGCUCGCGUACGGCGUCUGACGCUUUUCGCCUGUUCUGGUGAGGAGAGCGAAUCCUGGAACCUCGCCCAGCUGCUGUGGCUUUGCCGCAACAUCGAGGACCUCCAGUUCAGCGAGAUCGACAACGCGCUCUUCGAGGAGUACUUCAUAGUUCUCCGCAAAUGCCAGAAUUUGCGGCGGCUUGUGGUUUCCAGAGUCACCGGGGUACCGCACUUUUAUUUCGACGGAGACAAAUUUUGCACGGUCAACGACUUCUUCAGGGUGCUGCAAGAAUGUCCUUCCCUAGAGUAUGUCGAAGUCUGCGACGAUUCCCCAAGGUAUCCGGCGGUGUUCGAUAGCUAUAGCCCGAACCACCGCGAGACCCGCGAGGCGCGCCACCGGUUAUGGGCCAUUCCGCUGUACAAACCAUUGAAGUCCAUGCGAGUCUUGAAGCUGCCCAACAUCACCUUGAGCGGAGGUGAUUUGGACGUCAUCAGCACAAUGAUACAUUGCGUCGAGGUGCUGGAGUUUGGACGAACCACACAUCCUGAAGACCCACGUUUUCAAGCAUCUAUGUGCGGAGCCUUGGAGCGCUGGCGCGACUCCUUACAGGAGCUCUCCGUAUACUAUGUUGCACGAACCAUCAUUGACUAUGCACCUGAUGCCCAGGACGAGCGUAUAUGCUUUAAGAAGGAUCUCGCCCAGGCGCUAUCGAAAAUGCGGAACCUCUUCGUCCUGGAACUGGGUCCCUGGGCUCUAACGUCGAUGGUAGUCAACUGUCUCCCCUCCUCUCUCGAAGACUUGCGAUUGCGAUUGCUCACAGAGGAUCUCCGCUCCCUCGUAGAUGCCUUAGGAAAUUUGGAUUAUCUGCCCAAGCUACAGUUCCUGGCGGCUUACAGAGUGUACGAUGAAGAUUUAGACGAAGAUGAAUGGCAAGCGUUGGAAGAGAUAUGCGAAGCCAGAGGAGUGCACCUCUUGGACGGCGAUGGAUACUACUGA
Messenger RNA from Gloeophyllum trabeum ATCC 11539, 993 nucleotides. RefSeq lists its product as uncharacterized. The record is from RefSeq and is a predicted model, not a curated record. NCBI's taxonomy places the organism in Eukaryota, Fungi, Basidiomycota, Agaricomycetes, Gloeophyllales, Gloeophyllaceae. The coding region runs from base 1 to 993 and encodes 330 amino acids. The transcript is spliced from 2 exons.